Rhodamnia argentea is the source of this 691-nucleotide messenger RNA. Its product is annotated as nudix hydrolase 1. Gene Ontology annotation, biological process: dGTP catabolic process. Bases 4 to 585 code for a protein of 193 amino acids. The transcript is spliced from 2 exons. NCBI's taxonomy places the organism in Eukaryota, Viridiplantae, Streptophyta, Magnoliopsida, Myrtales, Myrtaceae. The record is from RefSeq and is a predicted model, not a curated record. Gene Ontology annotation, cellular component: cytosol. Gene Ontology annotation, molecular function: 8-oxo-7,8-dihydrodeoxyguanosine triphosphate pyrophosphatase activity.
CAAAUGGCGGGGGAGUUAGCCCACGAAACUCCCUCUCCUUCAACUUUUCGACCUCGCUAUAUAAAAAAGUGGAGGGUGCUGCUAAAUUGCCACUUCGCUUCGUCUAUCGCGAAGAAGAAGAUGGGAGACGGAUCGGCGCCGUUGCCCGUGCCGCGGGUGGCCGUGGUCGUGUUCCUGCUCAGGGGUAGAGCCGUACUCUUGGGUCGCCGUCGGCGCUCCAUCGGCGACUCCACCUUCGCACUCCCGGGCGGCCACCUCGAAUUCGGGGAGAGCUUCGAGGAGUGUGCUGCCAGAGAAGUGGCGGAAGAGACGGGCCUCGAGAUCGACGAGGCACAGCUCCUGACCGUCACCAACAACGUGUUCUUGGAAGAGCCCAAGCCGUCGCACUACGUCACCGUGCUCCUGCGAGCGCGUUUGGCCCGUCCUGACCAGGAGCCCGAGACUCGCGAGCCCGAGAAAUGCGACGGAUGGGGCUGGUACGACUGGGGCAACCUCCCGUCCCCGCUGUUCUGGCCCCUCGAGAGGAUGGUCCGAGCCGGGUUCGAUCCCUUCCCUCCUCAAGCCUCGCCAGAAGUCGAAAAGUGAUCAAUUUCGAAUCGGAAUGUUGGCGGUCAUUUGGGAGUCUUCCGCGGGACUGGAUUAGAUCCUUCGAUUCAUAGCGAAGUAAUAAGCAUGGUUUUGCUUCCGUUUA